AUGAUGAUCAACAAAAGUUACAGAUGCUACAGAUUGAACAUAAACAUGGACAGUAGUAGAAAGAAGUUGACGAUCAAGUGGCGACAAAAAGCAGCCACCUCACCCGUACAUCUUGAGAGGAGAGGAGCUGGCUCAGCCACACCAUCGCACAGGAAUAUGUCACCAGAUGAAGAUUCAAACACUUCAUCCCACAGUGACUCUCCAGGACCCGAGGCCUUUAAAGCACUAAGUCUGGACACCCCCAAGAGAAAAGCAGAGGUGCUGGAUAAAAGUGUUCCCUCUGUGGGAAAAGAUAAGCUGAGGAAGCUGUCCAGAAGAAACCACGAGUCAUUCAUUACUUCAAAGCAAAAACCUUUGGGCAACACACCCAAACAGCUGAAAUCCACAGUCGACCAGCAGGUGUCACCACCUCCAUCACAUUCAUUUAUCCUGAAGAAGAGGGAGAGGACAUCCCAAGAGGGAUCGAAGGCCAUCUACAGGAUGGCAAUGUUAGCUGCUCUUGACGGAACAAAUGCAAGACGCAGCCCUCCUAUCAUCCCAAAGACUGAAGUGUUAUUGACACCUGUGCCUUCACCAGUGAAGACUGAAGUGCAGAGUCUGGCAUCAUUCGACAGAAUUGUCGUUGAUAUUAACUGCGCAAAAUCCAAAGACAACUGGUUCCCCCCUGAGAUGUUUGAGGACACAGAGACCCGAGGUGACAGCUCUGAUCUGAAAACAAAUGAACGGCGUGUUGUGCUGGAAGGUGAGGACUCACCUGGGAGGUAUGUUGCUCAGGACUCUGUAUUUGUCCAGACCACUUCUCAAGAUACAGAAAAAGAGCCAGAAGACGGUUGCAACUUGUCCCUCCCUACUCUGGAAUAUAUCCCGGAUACUUUGUGUUGUUUCAUGACUCAUCAGGAGGGCUCUUCUGAUGACCAACAACGCCCGAGUCCUUCAGUUUAUCUUCGGGGAUCUGCUGUGUCCCCUUUCCCCUUUAUGUCCACUCAUGAAACUAGUGCAGCUACUGAGGACAUUGAGAAUUUCUCAUCACCGCAGAGGACAGUUUUUAUCUCCUCUAGGCAGAUGCAGCCACCAAACACUGGCCCUUCAGAGACGGAGACUUUCCGUUCCUGCAACUUGAAUGAACCCUUUACUCUGCCACUCAUCUCAAAUCCAGGAAUAUCCAAACCUCACCCAAGAUCAACGACACGCAGGCAGUCAGACGCAGGUUCCAACAUUCAUUACCCCCCCUACUCUUUUACUCAUAGUGGCACUCCCAAGAGAAGAUUUUCCCUGGGGGCAGAAUCUGCGUGGACCAGUGUCCCCAACCUGGACAAUCAGGCUGGUUUCAUAGACACUCACUGCCACAUAGACAUGCUCUAUGGAAAACUUGGCUUCCGCGGAACGUUCAGCAGCUUUCGAAGGCUGUACCAGAGCAGCUUUCCUUCAGAGUACAGAGGCUGUAUUGCCGACUUCUGCAAUCCUCGGGUCAUGGUGAAACAGGCCCUGUGGGAGGGUUUGCUGAAGGAAGACAUGGUAUGGGGGGCAUUUGGGUGCCACCCCCACUUUGCCAAUGAAUACUCAAGUGUCCAAGAACGCAACAUACUGAUGGCUAUGCGACAUCCAAAAGCUGUGGCAUUUGGUGAGAUGGGGCUGGACUACUCGCACAAAAACUCAACUAACACCUCCACGCAAAAAGAGGUGUUUGAGCGUCAGCUGCGUUUGGCCGUGGCCAUGAAGAAGCCGCUGGUGAUCCACUGCAGAGACGCAGAUGACGAUCUACUGGUCAUCAUGAAGAAGUGUGUUCCCAGAGAACAUAAAAUUCACCGACACUGCUUCACAAACAGUUAUCCAGUGAUCGAGCCCUUCCUGACAGAGUUCCCCAACUUAUACGUGGGCUUCACAGCCUUGAUCACGUACUCCAGUGCCACCGAGGCCCGAAACGCUGUCCGCCGGAUCCCUCUGGACCGCAUUGUGUUGGAGACAGAUGCACCUUACUUCCUGCCAAGACAGGUGAGUAAAGCUGUCUGCCGGUUUUCACAUCCUGGAAUGGGCAUCCACACUCUGCAGGAGCUGAGCCUGUUGAAGGGAGAAGACAUGGCCACCGUCCUCUCCACGGUCCGAAACAACACCACUCAGCUGUACGGAAUCUGA
Pleuronectes platessa (European plaice) is the source of this 2133-nucleotide messenger RNA. RefSeq names its product TatD DNase domain containing 2 (gene tatdn2). The coding region runs from base 1 to 2133 and encodes 710 amino acids. The transcript has 7 exons. The record is from RefSeq and is a predicted model, not a curated record. Lineage: Eukaryota; Metazoa; Chordata; Actinopteri; Pleuronectiformes; Pleuronectidae. Gene Ontology annotation, molecular function: hydrolase activity, acting on ester bonds.